This is a messenger RNA of Symbiodinium sp. CCMP2456, 320 nucleotides long. The record is from the annotation of a GenBank genome assembly. Lineage: Eukaryota; Dinophyceae; Suessiales; Symbiodiniaceae.
GUGAUAGCUCCGCGGCAGGGGGAAGUGUGGUGCCCCUGUUUGCGGAGGCCAUUGCCAUGGCGGCGCCGUCCGUGCAGUUCCCAGGAUACCGACAGGCGAUCGGUUCUGGGCUCAUGGCGACGUUGGCGCUGGCUGUGUGGGGAGGCAUGAACAUCGUGACAAAGCUGGGGCUGUUUUUUGCCCUGGUGGUCGUCUACACGCUCUUCAGCUUCUACCUGGGCCUCUUCACUGUAGGAUCUUCCGAUCUCACUGGCCCUGGGAGUGACCUGAUCACAGGGCUAUCCUGGAUUGCUGGAGCGAGUGGACAAGUUCCCGGGUGA